AAAUACAACAAAUUACUUAACAUGACAGCUCUGGGCUUAGUUCUGUUAUCGAUGAUGGGUUUUAGCCAACAAAUGAAAUCGGGAAUGGUAACACGUGACGAAUGGGGUGCACGCAGCCCAACACUGGUGGAACAUUUCAAGGGUCCAGCACCAUUUGUCAUCAUUCAUCAUUCGUAUCAACCGGCAGCGUGCUACACCAAUGAAGAUUGUCGCAAAGCGAUGCGUUCUAUGCAGGAUUAUCAUCAGCUGACCCAUGGUUGGAAUGACAUUGGCUAUAGUUUUGCCAUCGGUGGUGAUGGUAUGAUUUAUAUUGGCCGUGGAUUUAAUGUGAUUGGUGCCCAUGCACCCAAAUACAAUGAUAAAAGUGUGGGCAUUUGUCUCAUUGGAGAUUGGAGAAGUGAACUACCACCACCCCAGAUGUUAAAGGCUGCCAAGGAUUUAAUUGAUUUUGGUGUUGCCAAGGGCUUUAUAGAUCCCGAUUUUAAAUUAAUGGGUCAUCGCCAGGUACGAGACACGGAAUGUCCCGGCAAUCGUCUCUUCAAUGAAAUUUCAACAUGGCAACACUUCUCACCAACCGCCAAUAGCACAGAAAAUGAAAUCAAAUAA
Messenger RNA from Musca vetustissima, 606 nucleotides. Its product is annotated as peptidoglycan-recognition protein LB-like. Gene Ontology annotation, molecular function: peptidoglycan binding; zinc ion binding; N-acetylmuramoyl-L-alanine amidase activity. The transcript is spliced from 3 exons. The coding region runs from base 22 to 606 and encodes 194 amino acids. The record is from RefSeq and is a predicted model, not a curated record. Gene Ontology annotation, biological process: peptidoglycan catabolic process; innate immune response. Lineage: Eukaryota; Metazoa; Arthropoda; Insecta; Diptera; Muscidae.